CUUAAAGACGAACGGAAUUCGAGGUUAACCUGCACUCCGAAAUCCGACACACGAUCUGAAAAUUGCAUUCCCCCCUUUUUUAGCUCUCUAUUAUUUGAGGCGAUGGACAGUCACCUGUUUUUGGUUUUGACGUUAAUAGUCUUGGCGGAGGCGAAUCUUGGAUUCUUGGGCCCAACGAUUCCGCAACGGUCCUUACGAGAGAUUGUUAACAAAAGGAGACAGUUGAGUUAUAUCAAAAAUAUUCUUCAAGAUCUCGACAGCAAGCUCGAAAAAUUGGAGAAGCGAUCGUGUGCCAUCAAUCUGCCUGGCAUGGACUGCGACUACGGUGACGUCACCGGAACAGGAAAAGACCAAGACUUUUGGCUGAGCCGAAUGGCUCCUGGAAAGAAGCGCAGGUAUCGUCGGUCUCUGCAGUACCUUCUUUAAACUUCAACAGAAUAAUAAAGAGUCUCCUCCAAACACCCCUUCACUGGCGUCAUUAAACGUUCUUCAUUUUGGCUUAGAGUUCGAAUUUCCUAUGUGAUUUUUCUUAUCAUCGAUUUGUAUUACUUAACCUAAGCAAAAACUCAUCAUAUCUUCCAAAUUUGGAGGCCAUUUUCUAAUAAAAUGCAAAUAUGGCACUUAUUUUUAUUUGAAUAUGCACCCUGUUUUAAUCCCUGAAAAAUACAUUUUUUAAAAGACUAAAAUAUUCUUGGCAGUUAUUAUAACACAUAUUCUGUCACCGAUGAACAUUUCACUGAAUUGCUGAAAGAAAUUUCGUUAAUUCUGAAUGUAUUUAAAAAAAUUAAAUAAAACUCUGUCAUAAAAUAAGGAAUCUUGAAAGUUAUGUUUUUGAAAGUUACAUAUAGAUCUAGGUAAAAAAUAUCUAUCAAGCCUUUAUGAAAUGCUAAGCGAAACGUUAUGUGUGCAACUGUAAUGCAAAAUGUGAAUAAACUAGCAAAAAUACGUUUGUUCCAAAGUUUGUAAUUAUUCUAUGCAACAUUAUUUAUUGUUCUAUGUAAUAAAUUGUAUUUUACCCUA
Messenger RNA from Uloborus diversus, 1020 nucleotides. RefSeq lists its product as uncharacterized. The coding region runs from base 103 to 426 and encodes 107 amino acids. The record is from RefSeq and is a predicted model, not a curated record. NCBI's taxonomy places the organism in Eukaryota, Metazoa, Arthropoda, Arachnida, Araneae, Uloboridae. The transcript has 4 exons.